Molecule: messenger RNA, 660 nt
Organism: Thlaspi arvense
Lineage: Eukaryota; Viridiplantae; Streptophyta; Magnoliopsida; Brassicales; Brassicaceae
Source: the annotation of a GenBank genome assembly
AUGUGUAGUAAGACGAGCAAUGGACGAAAGUAUGGAGAUGAUUACUCUGGUUUGUGUCCCAAGAAACAGAAACAUAACAAUGGAAGAAGAAGAGUCCCACGAAGAGGUCCUGGUGUCGCUGAACUCGAGAAGAUCCGUCUCGAAGAACAACACAACGCCCCUUCCGUACAACUCUCAUCUCCUUCUCCUCCUCCUCCUCCUCCUCCGCGGGAAAAACCUCCGACAUCGUUUCUUCCGACAUCAUCAUCCACCGAGAGAACCGGCCCGGUUUACCCAUUCCCGUCUUAUUUCUCUACCGGAUCUUUCCCCGAUGAUUUGAUCCCUCAGGCUCCGAUUUUUCAGAGGAAUCACGAUCCCUCUCUUCACUAUCUCCCACCGAUCUUGGCUGCGAAGAGGCCAUUGCACUUUCUCUCAGAGACCACAAAAUGUAGUGUUGUACCGACCAUGACCAUCUCAAGAGAUGAUGGUAAACAAAUCAAGUCAGUAGACCAAAGAUUGAAAAAUCAUUUUCAAGAUUCAGGAACCACAAUUCGAAAUCCAAUCACCAUUGAUUCUCCUUCUCCCUCAACUCCUUCUACACCGAUGAUCCCACUCCAUUUCCCGCGCUUCUUACAGGUAAUAAUGCAGUUUCAAUAUGUUCUCUAUCAUGAGUUUGGUUGA